Molecule: messenger RNA, 1258 nt
Organism: Lactuca sativa (garden lettuce)
Lineage: Eukaryota; Viridiplantae; Streptophyta; Magnoliopsida; Asterales; Asteraceae
Product: C2H2 and C2HC zinc fingers superfamily protein
Source: RefSeq, a predicted model, not a curated record
CAUGUUAUUUACCUCUCAACAGCCUGUUUCAAUGAAGAAAUGAUUUGAAUAAAAUAAUUAAAAACAAAAAGCAAGACAUUGUUGAUGUGCCAGUUGCUUGCUAGGGUUUUGUUUUUGUCUUCAAAUUCUGAAAUAAACCCCAUCCCCUAUUUAACCUCUUUCUCUUCACAAUUUCAUCUCUCAAACAUUCUCUACCAUAUAUAAGUGUUAUUGCUACCACCAUAUUAUGGCUCCUGAUGACCUGAUCUUGCUCUUCUUUCGCUAACUUACCUGCAGGAAUUGUCGAAAUCAACUCAUCAGCCAACAAUUAACCCCAGCACUAGCACCACCACUACCACUUCCAGUGGGGUGUUGUGGAUGUGGGACCCUAAUCAACCGGCUGCUAACUCUCAAGAAAAGGAUGAUUCAUGGGAGGUUAGAGCCUUCGCGGAAGACACUGGAAAUAUCAUGGGCACAACUUGGCCACCACGCUCCUACACUUGCGCGUUUUGCAGGCGGGAAUUCCGGUCAGCCCAGGCCCUUGGUGGCCACAUGAAUGUGCACCGCCGUGACAGGGCUCGCCUCCACCAAGCUCAGCCAAAUUUGAAAAACCCUUACAUCACUUCUUCAAUUUCUUCUUCUUCGUCUUCCACUCUCUUGAUCCCAACACAAGACUUUGAUGGAAAUGGUGGUUUAUGUCUUCUAUACUCUUUACCGAACCCUAAUACCAUAUUUAGCCCUAUAAAAACAUUCAAUGAUAGCACCUCUAGUCGUCUCCCGAUUGCACCACAUCCCACCACUGCUAACUUGAUGAACUUUCCAGUAGCUGUUCUUCCUGACAAUAUCAAAUCUUCUCUAUCCAACUCUAGCAACACUCUCGGAUCAAUGUCCACCAGUAACAAUAACAAUCAUCUUCUCUUGACAAAUUCCGCAGUGGAAGAGUUAGAUCUAGAACUUCGUCUCGGACGCAGUUCAACAUCACCUACUUGAGUUAAAAAAGAAAACACAUACAUGGUGUGCUUUGUCUUUCUUUUGGUGUUUCUGUUUUCAGUAAAUGAGUUGCCUUGUUAUACUGAAGCUUCUCGCUUCCUUUCUCCUUAACAAAUCUUGAGAAAGGUUUUAUUAUUUAAUUUGUUUUGUGUGAUUAAUGAAAAUGAUGUUGUAAAUCAAAAGAAAUAGAGGGGCUAAUCUAGUUGAAUAAUGCUGGGAUGAUUUCGAGGUUAUUUGAGAAGAGAGAAAGUGAGGGUAAAGAACAUAACAGUGCAGUGUCGUUAUCUUG